UGCUUACCUCAGCCGGGCUGACGACACUCUAGGUUGGGAGCUGGGCCCAGCUGUGUGUUUUGCUAACAGCCUUUGGUUACCUGUUUCUCUGACAGCAGACACAAGACAUCGAAAUAAUUUUCCUUUGUGGACUUCUGUUUCUUAAUACCCGGCCCCUGCGGCGGGAUCAUGUCUACCCCCACCUGCUGCGCUGUCAGGAUUAUCAGCAGCUCCUUUCAUAGAGGUGUUGGUGUUUGUGGUCGGGGGCACGUUUCUGUUUUUGGAAGACCAGGAUAUUUUGAUACUGUUGUUCAGCGGAAGAUCCCAUCAAGAAGUUUUUCAAAAACCACUGUGUAUUUUGCCUCUAAAGAUGGAACUACUAAAGAUGGCUCUGGGGAUGGGAAUAAGAAAGCUGUAGCGGAAGGCAGCAGUAAGAAAUCUACCGGGGGCUCUGGAAAAGGAGGCAAUCAGUUGCGAUGUCCAAAAUGUGGAGAUCUGUGCACCCAUGUGGAGACCUUUGUCUCCUCUACCCGUUUUGUAAAGUGCGAGAAAUGCCACCAUUUCUUUGUUGUGUUGUCAGAAGCAGAUUCAAAGAAAAGCAUCAACAAGGAGCCAGAGACUGCAGCUGAAGCUGUUAAACUGGCAUUUCAGCAGAAACCACCUCCACCUCCCAAAAAGAUAUACAACUACCUCGACAAAUUUGUGGUUGGACAAUCUUAUGCCAAGAAAGUGCUUUCUGUAGCAGUGUACAAUCAUUAUAAGAGAAUAUAUAACAACAUACCAGCUAACCUCCGGCAGCAAGCAGAAGUUGAGAGGCAGGCAUCAUUAACACCUAGAGCCAUAGUCAUUAAGUGUAAAGAAGAACAAGGAGUCCUGGAAGUGAUGGUGUGGCCCCCACAGAACCCUGAUCUCAACAUGAUUGAGACUGUAACUGGAAGGGAGACGCUAAAGGAUCGUGCGUCAAAGCCUGUCAGAGUCGCAGAAAGUGAUGUUGAUGUUAAACUAAGCACUCUAUGUGAGCAGGACCGAAUUCUUCAAGACUUAGAAGACAAAAUAAGAGCCCUCAAGGACAAUAAAGACAAGUUAGAAACAGUUCUAGAGGUUUUGCACAGACAAAUGGAUCAAUACAAAGACCAGCCACAACACACAGAAAAGAUUUCCUACCAGCAACGUCUGCUACAAGAAGACUUGGUCCAAAUUCGAGCUGAAAUGUCCAAAGUAUCGACUGAUAUGGAAAACUCUUGGAAUGAGUAUAUGAGACUGGAAAAUGACGUCAGCCGUCUAAGGCAAAUGCUACAGGAUCAAAUGAAUAGAACGAUAUCAUCUCAGGCCCAUGUGAGGGAGGAAACCCUCUCAAACCAGGUGAUCUGUCCUGCUGCUGGACAGAUCUACAUUGUGUAUUUGGGAUUCGGCAUUAUCUCCAGUUUGGGCAAAGGACGCAGGGCAGCAGCAGCAGCUGAUCUUGCCAACACAAGCUCAGAAUCUAACGCAGUACAAGACAUUGAGGAAAAGGAUCGGCUCCUCAGACAUGUAGAAGCCAGAGACCUUAUUGAGUUUGGCAUGAUUCCAGAGUUUGUGGGCCGUCUACCAGUAGUGGUUCCUCUCCACAGCUUGGAUGAACAAACACUUGUGCGCAUUCUCACAGAGCCACGCAAUGCAGUGAUACCUCAAUACCAAGCCCUGUUCAGCAUGGAUAAGUGUGAGUUGAAUGUCACUGAAGAUGCUUUAAGGGCCAUAGCAAGACUUGCUCUUGAAAGAAAAACUGGUGCUAGGGGACUACGGUCCAUUAUGGAAACUCUUCUCCUGGAGCCAAUGUUUGAAGUUCCAAAUUCUGACAUUGUGUGUGUUGAGGUUGAUCAGGAGGUUGUGGAAGGUAAAAAAGAACCUAGAUACGUAAGGACCCAGGCUAAGGAUGUGACAGAGGAUGAAUAUGAUUCUGGUGUAGAGGAAGAUAGAUGGUCCCGCCAGGCCGAUGCUGCAAACAAUUAAUUUGUGUCUCAUUUUUUUUGUUUACCCUCCCCCCCCCCGCAACAUCACCACAUGAAAGCUAAUACCAUGUUUUCAGUGCAGUAAACUUGACUGUUUUAUGCCCUGAAGAUUAUGAAAAAUCUGUAUUUAAUGAGGGUGAUCUAUAUAUAUUUUUUUUAGAUAUCCAAUUUCUACAUACUGGACAUUUAUUUAUGCUAUGUCCAGAAGUGAAAUGUACAUUAUAUUUCAGGGCUUUUUUAAGACAAAUUACUUUAACAAUUCUUUCAAGUACUAGGAUAAAAAAAAAGAUAAUUUUACAAUUACGUUCUAUUAUUGUGUGGAGUUGCACAAGCCUGAUAUGUCAUCCUGGGGGACAAGCAAUGCAUUUGUUACUUUAUCAUUUUACAACUAUUUGUUCACACCUACAUAUAUUUUCAUUCACCUCUGUAUACAAUUAAUUUCUUGACCUCAAAGUCUAAUUUUAUAACUGUUUUAAAUGUCAUCACCAGUCUACAAACUGGAAUCUUUUCAUUAAUGCUAAACAUUUUAGUAUUUUCUUUUAAUCGAGCCAUCUAAAGUCUUUCAUCUGCUUUCCCUCCACACAUGUUAAUUUCUCCUCUAGAUUACAGAAUUAGUCCGCUAAAUACAAUUUGUAAGACAAGGUUUUUUUGUGUUAAAGAGACUGAUUUUAUUAGUCUACUUGCUCUGUGAACCCACCAGAAAUGUAUAAAAAAAAUAUAAUUAACGACCACGGUAGAGGGUUAAUAUGGACUACUUUUUAAGUUAUAGGUUAAAAUUUCUCUGCCGUUUGUCUUUUUUUUUUUUUUCUUUUUUUUUUUUUUCUUAUUAUUUUUGAUUUUAGAAUUUCAGUCAACCAAGCAAAAUAUUUAAUCCUUAUGACAUACACUUGAAGAUCCUUUAGACAAAUGUGUGUGUAACACUAACGGAUUUGUAUGUUUUCAUUUCUGUGGUUCAUUUAAAUGAAUUAAAUAUUUAAAAUUUA
This is a messenger RNA of Bombina bombina (fire-bellied toad), 2950 nucleotides long. RefSeq names its product caseinolytic mitochondrial matrix peptidase chaperone subunit X (gene CLPX). The record is from RefSeq and is a predicted model, not a curated record. Gene Ontology annotation, cellular component: mitochondrial matrix. Gene Ontology annotation, biological process: protein catabolic process; proteolysis. Bases 169 to 1968 code for a protein of 599 amino acids. The transcript has 15 exons. Gene Ontology annotation, molecular function: zinc ion binding; ATP hydrolysis activity; ATP binding. Lineage: Eukaryota; Metazoa; Chordata; Amphibia; Anura; Bombinatoridae.